Erigeron canadensis is the source of this 2282-nucleotide messenger RNA. RefSeq names its product proline-rich receptor-like protein kinase PERK4. The transcript is spliced from 8 exons. The coding region runs from base 639 to 1817 and encodes 392 amino acids. The record is from RefSeq and is a predicted model, not a curated record. Gene Ontology annotation, molecular function: protein kinase activity; ATP binding. Lineage: Eukaryota; Viridiplantae; Streptophyta; Magnoliopsida; Asterales; Asteraceae. Gene Ontology annotation, biological process: protein phosphorylation.
GAAUAUACGAGGGAAUAAAUUACAACUGAUAAAUCAUUGAGGAAGUUUAACAAAUCUUCUUUGUUAGCAUGUAGUUUUGGAUUUGUUUUGAUGAGAAUUGAAAGAAGUCUAAAUGUUUAUUGAGGUUAUGGUUCAGCGUUUGUUUCUACGGGUGUUAAGAUCCUGAAAAGGUACAUCAGACGCAUGGCCCCGGCCCCUAAAAUGCCCCUUCUCCAAAAUCAUCUCAUCCUCCCCCAUCAUCACCACCCCCAACCAAAAAAACGUCUCAUGGUACAUUUGAUUCUCCACCUGGCCAUGUUGUAAGCAAACAAUCCACACCACCUGCCACACACAAGUCAACCAAGUCUCCAAGCCACAAAGAACACCAUGAUAAAUCAGUUGACGACUUACAUACAAGAUUUUCUAAUGCAAGUUAUAAAGAAAUUGUUCUUGCAUUAGUUUUGGUCGCUAUCGUUUUUGUUCUUUUCAUCAUCAUUUGUGUUAGUUGCGCUAAGAGGAGGAGGAGGAGGAGGAAGAAAAGGCAGAAGGCCACGGCUUACUAUAAUAAACCACCUCCAGCAACUGGAAGUGGAGACAAUUACAAUAGACAAAGGGCAGAUUCAUCUCACGAGUAUGUGAUCCAAUUCACAAGACCUGGAAUGAUGAGUGUUCCUGUUGGUGUUGGUGGCAAAUCAGGGGCCUCGGGCUCACACCAGCCCAACACAAGUGGUAACUUGUCAACCUUCGCGUUGCAUACACCAAAAGUGACUUUAGCAUUCGGUAUACGAAAUUUCUCAUACAAUGACCUAUCAACGGCCACUAGAGGGUUCUCACAGCUCAACCUGUUGGGUCAGGGUGGGUUCGGGUAUGUGCAUAAAGGAAUUUUGCCUGGUGGGGAUGAGGUGGCAGUAAAGAGCUUGAAAUCGGACAGUAAUCAAGGAGAGCGAGAGUUUCAAGCAGAAGUUGAAACCAUUAGCAGAGUACACCAUCGCCAUUUGGUAUCACUGGUUGGAUACUGCAUAGCUGAUGCGCAAAGAAUGCUUGUCUAUGAGUAUGUUCCUAAUAGGACGUUAGACUUUCAUCUUCAUGGAAAGGGUUGUCCCGUCAUGAAGUGGGAAACAAGGAUCCGUAUUGCAUCAGGAUCAGCCAGGGGACUUGCAUACCUACACGAAGAUUGUGAUCCACGAAUUAUCCAUCGUGAUAUUAAAUCUUCCAACAUCCUCCUUGACUACAACUUUGAAGCAAAGGUGGCUGAUUUUGGAUUGGCUAAACUAGCGUCCUUAGAAGACACUCAUGUCUCAACACGCGUUAUGGGAACUUUCGGGUACUUAGCUCCAGAGUAUGCUUCGAGUGGAAAGCUAACAGAAAAGUCUGAUGUUUUCUCAUUUGGGGUAAUGUUGUUGGAACUGUUGACCGGAAAGAAACCAAAUGAUCCUAUCUUUAACAACACGGAAGAUAGCUUAGUGGAAUGGGCAGGGCCACUCCUAGUCGAGGCGUUGGAAAAUAGAAACUACAAUGAGCUUGUUGAUCCACGCUUAGAAGGGAACUAUGAACCAAAUGAGGUGGCCCGUAUGGUUUCUUCUGCUGCAGCUAGCAUUCGUCAUGCAGCUAAAAGGCGUCCCAAGAUGAGCCAGAUUGUACGAGCAUUGGAAGGCGAUGUAACAUUAAAUGCCUUGAACGAUGCCUUGAAACCACAACGAGUUGACUCUACAUUAAGCCUUUCGAGCCUUGACACGCCGACUUCCAUCGUUAACGACACAAAGGCCUACAAUAGCGACAUGAGGGAAUUCAGGGAGAUGGCAGAACCGACCAAGAGCUCAGAAGAAGCUAGCAGUUAAUAGCAGUGAACUUGUUUUUGUCUUAUUGACAGGCAAUGCAUCUCUCCAAGCUGCAAAGAAACAUCGGGUUCAAAACUCAACCAUCGGAGAUGAAUAGUGUUCAGUGUGAAAGUUCAGUACGAAAGCUAACGUGAUAGUUUAAAACUGAGAAAUGGCUUUAAUCCUAAGACCAUUGGAGAUGGUCUAAGAGGAUAGAAGUCGAUCCAUAAUUGAUCAAUGAUCCAUUUGGAAUUUACAGAGUGAUAUUACUUGUCUACCAUUUAUGAAUACAUCAUACUGACAUUUUAUAGUAGCGUUCUGUUUUGAAGCGUCUAGGUUUACACCCACACACACACACACACACGGUCGAUAGUUGUAAUAAGAUACCUUUGAUAUAUAUGUAAACUCACUCAGUAUGAGCUUGAUCUUUCGGCCCGCAAGAUCAACAUAUUUGAUACAGGAAAAGAAUUAUUCAUUUUAGUUCAA